Messenger RNA from Cimex lectularius (bed bug), 1933 nucleotides. RefSeq names its product hydroxymethylglutaryl-CoA synthase 1. The coding region runs from base 325 to 1752 and encodes 475 amino acids. The record is from RefSeq and is a predicted model, not a curated record. The transcript is spliced from 5 exons. Gene Ontology annotation, biological process: acetyl-CoA metabolic process. Lineage: Eukaryota; Metazoa; Arthropoda; Insecta; Hemiptera; Cimicidae. Gene Ontology annotation, molecular function: hydroxymethylglutaryl-CoA synthase activity.
GACCCAUUCUCUGAAAUUCCAGAGUGGUAGAAGAAAGUUUUCGUCGCAUUUCACUUUCUAGUCGGCUCGGCAGGGCACGAGGAGUUUACAUCGCCCUUCAUAUUUUUCUCUAUCAAUUCGCCCUUCUUUCUAUCUGGAUCCCCCCCUGGAUCUUCCCUAUUUGGAUUAAAAUUUCAUACGAAGCACGAGGGAAUUGUUUCACCACAGUUUUUCUGCUGUUCAUUCGUUGGGCCUAGUUUCUCCAAACAUCUCUCUCCCAUCUUUUAAUUUCACGAGGUGAGCUUUAGUGGGGGAAAGAGCCUUCAUUCCUAAAGAUACUUUGUAAUGGGAGAUCAUUGUGGCUAUACACACCGUUCUUGCCAGAACUUUAAAAAGAUGGGCAGUUGGCCUGAAGAUGUAGGCAUCAUUGGGAUGCAUAUGGUUGUCCCUUCCACGUACGUCGCACAAGAUGAACUAGAAGUUUUUCAUAACGUCAGCACUGGGAAAUAUACAAUCGGGCUUGGCCAAGACAAAAUGGGUUUUUGCACCGACCUCGAGGAUAUCAACUCACUGUGUCUCACUGCCGUUAGCCAGCUCGUCAGCAAGAUGGGCAUUUCUUACAGUGACAUCGGCCGCUUAGAAGUUGGAACUGAGACAAUAAUUGACAAAAGCAAAAGUGUCAAGACAGUGCUAAUGCAGCUUUUUGAAGAGAGUGGUAAUCAUGAUGUAGAAGGUUUGGAUACAACCAACGCAUGUUACGGAGGCACAGCUGCUUUUAUGAAUGCUUUGUCUUGGGUCGAAUCGAGUGCCUGGGAUGGCCGCCUGGCCAUAGUCGUAGCUGGUGAUAUUGCCAUUUAUGCAGAAGGAAGUGCACGGCCUACAGGAGGCGCUGGAGCGAUUGCCAUGCUCAUCGGUCCAAACGCCCCACUGGUUAUUGAGCGAGGGUUGAGAGCAACGUAUAUGGCCCAUGCAUAUGAUUUCUAUAAGCCGAAUCUGUCUUCUGAGUAUCCUACGGUCGAUGGAAAACUUUCUAUACAGUGUUAUUUAUCAGCAUUGGACAGCUGUUAUCAACUCUACUGUCAGAAAGCUCGCAAGUUUUCUGGCUUGACCGGAGAGUCGAACGAUGCAGUGGGCAUAAACAGCUUUGAUGCGAUGAUAUUCCAUUCUCCUUAUUGCAAACUUGUUGAGAAAUCUUUCGCAAGGCUUGUGUUGAAUGACUUUCUCAACACACCAAAAGAGAGGGUCGUAGAGUUGUACCCAGGACUGGAAACUUUUGUCGACGUCAAAUUAGCAGACACUUACUUCGACAGGAACGUUGAAAAAGGUUUCAUGGCAUUCAGCAAAAAUCUCUAUAAAAAUAAAACUCUGCCAUCUUUAUUGCUCUCUAACCAAGUAGGUAAUAUGUACACCGCGUCUUUAUAUGGAGGAUUAGUUUCUUAUUUGACCAGUAAAAGCAUUGAAGAACUUGAGGGACAGAGAAUCGGCUUGUUUUCCUACGGCUCUGGCCUUGCGUCAACUAUGUUUUCUGCAAAAUUAGUAGCUGGACCUAAACUCGCCAAACUUGUGUCAGGUCUCGAGUACAUGAAAGAAACGCUUAACAACAGGAAGAAGGUCAGCCCAGAGGAAUUUUCUAAAAUAAUGGAAAUCCGCGAAAAGAACCAUAACGUCGCACCUUAUACGCCUGUCGGAUCAGUUGACUGGUUAUUUCCAGGUACGUGGUACCUUCUCCAGGUCGACUCGCAAUACAAAAGGAGUUAUAAACAGAAGAUGUAGCACUUCUAAUAGAACUCAACAUUCAAAGAUUUUAUUUAGAAAGACUUCCAUUUUGUACAUGUAUAUGAACUGUAAAAGUAAACUGUUCUUUUUAAUGUAUAAAAUGUAAAUUUGUUAUGUCAAAAAGCUCAAACUGUUUUUAUAUCAAUGUGCCUUUUAAAUCAGCAAAAAAGUAUUUAUA